AUGUCAGCCAGCCUUUUCCCAGUCCACCAGCGCCCGGGGCUGCUGGAUGAGCUGCACGGCAGAGCCCCUCCAGUGCCCUGCCCGGAGGGGCUGCUGGGCACCUCGGUGCUGGAUUUCGUGGCCGACCUUUCCCUGGGCAGCCCCCAGGGAGCCCCCGGGGCCGGGGCGGGCCUGAGGCUCUGCGAGGUCACCGCCGGGCCUCCCUUCGGGGACAGAGUCCUGUCGUUUCGGGAAGGGAUGGCCCGGGGUUUGCCCCUGGCUGCCUUCGGAAAUGGAGAUCCCGAAGAAGAAGAAGAAGAGGAAAGGAUGCGCAGCGCUUCCCUCCUGGACAGACCCAGGAGAAAACGGAUCAUCACCUACGCCCAGCGCCAGGCUGCCAACAUACGGGAGAGGAGGAGGAUGUUCAACCUCAACGAGGCAUUUGAUCAGCUCAGGAAGAAGGUUCCCACCUUCGCCUACGAGAAGAGGCUCUCUAGGAUAGAGACCUUGCGCCUGGCCAUAGUGUACAUCUCCUUCAUGACUGAGCUCCUGGACAGAUGCAGCAGACAGGAGGCGAGCUAG
Molecule: messenger RNA, 561 nt
Organism: Cinclus cinclus
Lineage: Eukaryota; Metazoa; Chordata; Aves; Passeriformes; Cinclidae
Gene: FERD3L
Product: Fer3 like bHLH transcription factor
Exons: 1
Coding region: 1-561 (186 amino acids)
Biological process (GO): regulation of transcription by RNA polymerase II; developmental process
Molecular function (GO): RNA polymerase II transcription regulatory region sequence-specific DNA binding; protein dimerization activity; DNA-binding transcription factor activity, RNA polymerase II-specific
Source: RefSeq, a predicted model, not a curated record